AAUUCUUUGUUUUCAACCAGUUUGAGUUUAUUAUAGACAGAUCACGACUUUGAUAUAAAAUAGAAGUAAAGCAUCCGGACUAAAUGAAUUGCCGAAUCUCUAAAGUCUAUCACAAUGAGUGAAAACACGGAAAGCAUUGAGGGAAUGUCGAACAAGAGGCAAAAGCUGGACGAAAACAAUGACGUUGGCCCAAGUGGAUCACCUAUUCCAAUUGACCAAAAUGAAGAGUCUCCUCGUCUUUUCAAGUUGAACAUCGACUGUUUCAAUGAGCUAUUGGACUAUUUGUCAACGAAAGAUUUGCUUGUUCUCAGUCAAACAUGCAAGACGAUGCAACAAGUCGUCGGUGUUUAUGCCAAAGAGAACCAUUCACAGGCUGCCAAAAUGGAUCAAAAUAUUGCCCACAAGCAGUUCUCCAACAAUGGAAUUGAAUGUGCCGAGACAUUGGGAUUUAAUCAAUUCAUCCGAUACAUUGAUCAUUACUCCGACAAUACUGAACCGCUUCAUUACAUUGGAUCGCACAAUCUCGAACUUAUUUCGGUAGAUCACCUUUAUGUUGAUACAAUUGACUUGAAUUCAAACGUUGAUCGUCUUCAAAAUAUGUUGCACCGAUUAAAAGUUUUCCAAAUUCGACGUUGCAUCUGGGAAGGAGAUUUCUACGAACGCAUCUUGCGAUAUUGUGUAAAUUUAAAGCGGUUAAAUAUAUCUGAUUCAGAGGGUCUCAUAAAAAGGUCAGGGAACGAUUGGUUACUGAAGAGUUACCCAUCACUUGAGCAUUUAGGAUUGUUAAAAUGGCCCAUAGCAUUUGAUGUUAAUGAAUUGAUUGGAUUUUUUGAGCUCAAUCCAAAUGUCCGUAGUUUUAUGACUAGCUACGAAUUGCUUUCCAAAAAUCGCAUCGAAUUCAUCGAAAGUGGGAUACAUUUGGAUGUAUUGGAGGUAAAAUUGAUGGAGAAAUCCAGAUUACGAAUGAAUGCGAGAGUCAAUGAGUUUUUUGGCCUGCUGAGUGAACUCUAUGAUCGAGUCUUUUUUAAUCGGCUUCAUUUAUAUGUGCAAUAUAUUACCAAAAACUCCAUCGCUCAAAUAGCAUCAUUACAAGGUCUAGAAAAGCUGUGCUUUGAUUGUAUUUGGGAUGGUUACGAUUGGCCGUACCUACCGCUUUUGAAAGAUUUAGGUAAUUUGAGUUCAUCUCCUUUAUUCGAUGCAGACGUUUUUGCACAGCGUUGUGUAAAUCUUCAACGAUUAUACCUUAGCACUUCAAGUUUUACUGAUAUCCGUACAUUCAUUCGCUAUUCGGCGAAAUUGAAGCAAAUUUUUGUGAAAGAUACAAAAAUCUUUCGUGGACUCAUUCGUAAAAUAUCGGCAUUGAAUAAAGAACGUGAAAAAUUGAAAGAGGCUCAAAAAGUCACGAUUUAUGUUUCAGAUGAUCUUUUUGUUGCCAGCAAAUGGAUUGCGACACAUGGAAAUAUGAAUUUGAAUUUAGUUGAAAUCAGACGAUCGGACUCAUACCGAUGGGAUCAUUAUUAUGAUUUUUGUUUAUAAAAGUAGCAAAAUGAACAAUUUUCACUGAACAAUGUGGAUGGAACGAGACGGUUUUAUAACUCAUUUACUUUAGGUAUAGUCGGUUUUUCCAAAAAAAAGCAGAAGAGAAUAAAGACAAUUAUUUCAACAUAAAAUAAAUGGAUUUGUUUUUUUGUCUUAUCCGAUGAUAGGAUAUAGAAUAAAAGUUCAAUAAGAAUU
Sitodiplosis mosellana (orange wheat blossom midge) is the source of this 1734-nucleotide messenger RNA. RefSeq lists its product as uncharacterized. Gene Ontology annotation, molecular function: protein binding. The transcript is spliced from 2 exons. The coding region runs from base 115 to 1536 and encodes 473 amino acids. The record is from RefSeq and is a predicted model, not a curated record. Lineage: Eukaryota; Metazoa; Arthropoda; Insecta; Diptera; Cecidomyiidae.